Messenger RNA from Penicillium canescens, 1500 nucleotides. RefSeq lists its product as uncharacterized. Gene Ontology annotation, molecular function: acetyltransferase activity. The transcript has a single exon. Lineage: Eukaryota; Fungi; Ascomycota; Eurotiomycetes; Eurotiales; Aspergillaceae. The record is from RefSeq and is a predicted model, not a curated record. Bases 1 to 1500 code for a protein of 499 amino acids. Gene Ontology annotation, biological process: mycotoxin biosynthetic process.
AUGGAGCCACCAUAUGAACCCUUUACCUGGAGGCAAACGAAGCCUGGAAGGUGGGAGCGCGAUGUUGACGAGGUCGAACAGUUCUAUACCACGCUGGCAAAACGGUUCCAAGGAAGUCGCCGUGUCUUUUUCGCCUUGACUGCUCAUGUUUCUUUCUCCAUUGCGACCGAUUCGAUCUCCAAAACAAGCGAAGCACGCGUUCUCAAUGCACUGCGGAUAGCAUGGUUGCGACUGCGAUACGAUCAUCCCACCAUUGCAUCCUGGGUCGAGUAUAAUCACGACGCGAAGAAAUGCCAUAAAGUCUAUGAAACUUUUUGUGAUGAGGGGGAAUCCACCUGGCUGAAAAACACAUUUCAGGUUAUAUCCAAUUGCCAGUCCGGCCAGGAAUGGUGCAAUUCGAACGCCCCAGUGCCCAAACUGCCGACCUUGUUCCUUGUCAAACGUGCGCCAGCCGACGACCACUUCCAAGCUGACCUCGUUCUCCGCUCGCAUCAUAAUAUUAUUGACGGUAUUGGGUCGCUUCAUCUCCUGAACAAUCUUUUCAAAUAUGCAUCUGAGGCUUUGGAUCACCCAAAGAUGUUCCACAUUCCUGAUUUCAGGGAUGAAUGGAAGAAUCUCAGUCCGCCGUUGAAGACGGCUGCUUCAAUUCCAGACCUCGACAUCCCCGAGCAAGAUGCUACGCUCAAGGGUAUCUUGGAUAGAAAUGCUUCUCUUCUUGAGGAAGCUGAGAUUGCCCAAAUCCCUCAUCAAUCGGGACCGACCGUCCCAGGGUGCCACAAGCGAGUCUCGCUGACUCUUAGCGAAGAGCAGACUCAACACUUGUUGGUGGCGAGCAAGAAACUUGAUGCUAGCAUCACGCAUGUAUACCAUGCAGCAAUCGCAAUUAUUGUCCGUGACUUGCAGACGCGACAGCCCAAGGAGCGAAGAGUGAGAUAUAUCAGCUACUCUCCCAUCAACGAGCGCAGUCAAUGCAAGCAACCAUAUAAUACACCGGAGCAUGCUGCCUCUGUGUACCACUCUGUAUCUGGCCGGAGUCUCGCAAUUGACUUGACGGUGCCAGCUCUCGCAGACUCCGAUCCAACAACCAAAGAAAAGAAGUCAGAAUUCGCAAAAACAGUCAAGCAGGUAAAAGACUACUACGUUGCUAUGCGAGAUGACAAGGAACACAUCCGUCUAGUUCCCUCGUAUUGGUCUCUUUCUACUCCCCCGUAUCCCCCGGGAACGGAAGAUCCUCCAGUUCCUCCGCCAAACCAUGCACCAUCGGCUUCAAUCGCCAGUCUGGGCAUGAUUGAAACUAUUCUCUCUCCAACGCAUGGUCGUUUCGAACUAGAUGACCCAUGGGUGACCGGCGACGAACUCGGAACCGGAUUGGGUCUGUACUUGGGCACAUUCCGCGGUCGUAUGUCAUUGAGUGCUGCGUAUAACGAUGCCUGGCACGAUGAAAGUGAAGCGAAGGAAUUCGUGACAAAGUGUAACAGUCUAGUGUUGGAAAUGCUGUAA